UCUGCUGGCACCUAUAUCCAUUCUUUUCUUUAUAUCAAAAACUCAUUCUUUCUUCAUUCUAUCCGGCCAGAUCCACCUCCCUCCGCCGCCAGUCACUCUCCGGCGCCGCCACAACUUCCUCCCACAUUCUUUACCCAUAACUCGUAAGGUUCAGAUCUACAAGUUCGGAUGCUUUCGAGCACCAACCAGCAAGGAAUCGAGCCCUUUUUAAAAAGAUUCAGCUUCUAGGAGAGGUUGAAGUUUGCUCCAGUAUUUGGAGUUUGGAUUGAGAACGUUGUAUUAGAAAAUACGAGGUGCGAUCGAGUGAAGUAUGAGUUCAUCUAUGAAGGGAAACAACAGGAUGUCCAUUGCAAUGGAAAGAACGGGGCAAUGGAUUUUCUCUCAAGACAUUCCAACUGAUGUUGUGGUUGCGGUCGGCGAAGCACAUUUUCCACUUCACAAGUUCAUGUUGGUAGCGAAGAGCAACUACAUAAGGAAAUUGAUAAUGGAAUCGACUGAGGCAGAUCUAACAAGGAUCGAUCUAACGGACAUCCCCGGCGGGGCUGAAACUUUUGAGAAGGCAGCCAAGUUUUGUUACGGAGUCAACUUUGAGAUCACAGUACACAACGUAGCAGCGCUCCGAUGUGCUGCAGAGUACUUGCAAAUGACGGAUAAAUACUGCGACAACAAUCUCGUGGGUCGGACCGAAGAUUUCCUCUCACAAGUGGCUCUCUCCAGCCUUUCUGGAGCCAUUGUUGUUCUUAAAUCUUCCCACCAUCUCCUUCCCAUGGCUGAAGACCUUUACAUCGUCCAUAGAUGUGUGGAUGUUAUCAGUUCCAAGGCUUGCAACGAGGCGAACUUCCCAAGUCGAUCACCACCAAAUUGGUGGACAGAGGAACUAACCAUAAUCGACAUCGAAUUCUUCACCAAAAUCAUCACCGCAAUGAAAUCUCGUGGAGCCAAAACCGCCACUCUCUCCGCCGCUCUAAUCACCUACACAGAGAGAUCUCUCCGCGAUCUAGUCCGUGACCACUCCGGCACCGCCCUCAGAUCAUCAUCUCUUCCGGCCCCCAGUUAUUCCGACGAUUCCGACAACACCACCAGAGUCAAACAACGCCACCUCCUAGAAUCAAUAGUUUCUCUCUUACCUUCCGACAAAGCCGCUUUCCCAAUUCACUUCCUCUGCUGCCUUCUCCGAUCAGCGAUUUACCUGAAAACCACCACCGCCUGCAAGAACGAACUGGAGAAGCGGAUUUCGAUGGUGCUGGAACAUUUAACGGUGGAUGAUCUGCUGAUGUUGUCGUUCACGUACGACGGGGAGAGGCUGGUGGAAUUGGAAAGUAUAAGGAGGAUAAUAUUGGGAUUUGUGGAAAGGGAGAAGAGUGUGGCGGUGUUUAAUGCCGGAGAUUUUAAGGAGAUUUGCUCUGUUUCGAUGCAGAGAGUGGCGAAGACGGUGGAUGCGUAUUUGGGGGAAAUUGCUACUUAUAAUGAACUAAGUAUAUCCAAAUUUAAUGGGAUUGCCAAUAUCAUACCCAAAUUUGCUCGCAAGGUUGAUGAUGAUCUUUAUAGAGCUAUUGAUAUAUAUCUCAAGGCACACCCAAAUCUUGAUGAGAUUGAACGGGAGAAGGUAUGUAGUGUGAUGGACCCAUUGAAGCUAUCAUAUGAAGCACGAGUACAUGCGUCACAGAACAAGCGGUUACCAGUGCAAAUCGUUCUUCAUGCACUCUAUUAUGAUCAGCUGAAACUAAGAAGUGGCACGCCAGAGGAUCGGAACAUCCAAGAUGCUGCCAUGACAAGGACUCAAGCUCAAGCAGACGUGUCAUUAGUGAAAGAGAAUGAGGCAUUAAGGUCUGAAUUAAUGAAGAUGAAGCUCUACAUAUCUGAUAUGCAGAAGAGUUCCCAAGGAACAUCUUCCAUGAAAGCACCGACCUCUAGAACCAAGGCUACCUUCUUCUCCUCUGUCUCCAAAACACUCGGGAAAUUAAAUCCCUUUCGUCAUGGCUCUAAAGACACUUCUAAUAUUGAUGAUGGGGUCGACAUUACAAAGCCUAGAAGGAGAAGGUUCUCUAUAUCCUAAGUAAUACUCUUGGGUCGUUCUUGAAACACAAUUUCGUUGUGCUUAUUUGUGAGAUUGAUAUUUUUCUUUCUUUUUGUUCUUUGUUCGUUGUGUAUAAAAUUGAUUUCUCCCGUUUCUUUUAAGUUCAUGUUUUGAGGGUUGUUGACUGUGUGUUGUGAACUAUACAUUUUAUAGCAAUUAUUAAGUAUAGGUAAUAAUGAUUCUAGUAUUUUUCAGUAA
Benincasa hispida (wax gourd) is the source of this 2275-nucleotide messenger RNA. It is a transcript of the gene RPT2, whose product is annotated as Phototropic-responsive NPH3 family protein. Gene Ontology annotation, molecular function: protein binding. Lineage: Eukaryota; Viridiplantae; Streptophyta; Magnoliopsida; Cucurbitales; Cucurbitaceae. The record is from RefSeq and is a predicted model, not a curated record.